Molecule: messenger RNA, 2535 nt
Organism: Cricetulus griseus (Chinese hamster)
Lineage: Eukaryota; Metazoa; Chordata; Mammalia; Rodentia; Cricetidae
Source: RefSeq, a predicted model, not a curated record
GAGCGAUUUCCUCAGAUCUGGCCUAGUGGUGACAGGAGACGAAGUUCAGCCUACGUGGAUGAACCCUGGUUCUGGACCACUAGUGGAGGGACAGAGGAAUUCUGGGCUGCACAUCUUCCAGCAGGCCGUGGAGAGUCAGGGGUGGGGUUUGGUGGCGCUCUCAGACAAAGCAGUUCCCUGCAGAGACGCCCUAGUGAGCUGAACAUUUCCGGAGUCCUUGCCUUUCCAAGGCUGCUGUUUCUUAGGAAAAAGAGAAUAAGGGAGGGUGACGGUGGGCGGAGCAUGAUCAAAGCACGUUAUGAAAACCUAACAAGGAACCCGAAUAUAUUGCGCAAUUCGUAUGUGCUCAAAACCAGAAUCAGUUUCUUAGGGCAGGUUUCGAUGCAACAACGUUGGAAAUAUUACUAUAACCAAGUGGCAAGUGGGGUGGUCACCAUAGGAUAGCUCUGGGAAUCCCACAGAGGGCUCUAGGAUCCUGGGGGCAUGGAGAGGGGCCUCUGACCCAUCUGCAUUUCCCCUGGAGCAUUAAGCCCUGUGCUGAAGUGACUCCCGGGGCAUUAACCGGCACCUUUUGAGCAAAGGGACAGCCCUGUUGCUCAGGGAACGCCAGUUGCAGUAGGCGAUGUAAAGGUUAGGUUACUCAACCCUGAGCCUGUUUUUCAUUGCGAGCAAGAGAAAACGCCCUGGGCGCCUCCCGGCUUCCAGUUCGUGAUUUCACUUCCUGGAUUGGGGGUGGGGUGGUUAAAGACUCGCACGUAGCUCUCUUGUUCCCAGUCGGACGCCAGCACUGAGGCAGGAGCAAUCUGCUCAAAGAUUAGGUGCAGCAAAGAAGAAAGGACUAGGAUAGGCUUAGAGGCUAAGGCACAACCUGGGCUGUGGCUAGGACUCGCCAAGAGACGGAGCCCAUCCUGGAAGACAUUCCCCGGACAGGUUUUGUAGCAGUGGGGUGUUGUUCCUCAGGUGACUCCAGACUGCCUCACUUCACCAAGAGUCUGACUGGGAGCAGGUAUGAGCCCUGGACUUCAAACAGCACAGCUAGGCAACAGCAGAGCUCAUGGGAAAGAAAUUCAGCUUGAAAAUGCAAAGGCUGCUGGGGAAAUGUCCAUCACUGUUGAUCUGGAAACAGACUAUGCUGAGCUGGUUCUAUAUUUAGGAGCCAUCACACUUGGGGAGAAGAAUAGAAAGAAAAUGCAGAACCCUCUCCUCAGAAAACGGGAGAGUGAAAAUAUUUCUCGAGCUGUGUGUGCUCUCCUCAACUCUGGAGGUGGAGCGAUCAAGGUUAAAAUUGAAAAUGAAAAUUAUAGCUUCAACAGGGAUGGCCUGGGACUGGAUUUGGAAGCCUCUCUUUGUAAAUGUCUGCCAUUUGUGGGGAGGCACCUAGACUUCAUGGAGCAGGGAGGAUACUUUUACAUCUUUGUGAAAUCUUGGAGUGCAGACAUCUUUGGGCUGCCGAUUGGCACCCUGAGAACCAAUUUGUACGUAAGAACCUGGUCGUCCUCAGUUGAAGUGGUUGCCUCUGAUGCUCUUGAGUUCCUCCAAGAACUGGAGGAAAAUGGAGGGAGAUCCUGUGUCAGACCAGAGCCUCCUGUAGGUAGAGCCUGCCCUGGAGUAGAAGAAGAAAGUCUCCUAGAGGACCUGGCUGCUGCAGUUUUCAACAAGACCCAAUUUCAGUACCAGGAAGACUUCCCCUUCACCAGGUCAACCUAUGCUGAAGUGACAUUGCUUUCAGGGAAACAGCUGCAAAAACACACUAAAGAGCUCAUCUCUCGAACAGUUUCUGCAUUUGCAAACACUGAAGGGGGAUAUUUGUUCAUUGGUUUGGAUGGAAAGAAACAACAAAUACUUGGUUUUGAAGCAGAUGAGAGUGAUCUUGGGCACCUAGAGAGUGAAAUAGAGGAGUGCAUCCGGCAGCUGCCUGUCAUUCACUUCUGUGAGGAGCAGGAGAAGAUAAAGUACACAUGCAAAUUCAUCCCAGUCCACAGACAGGGAACUGUGUGUUCAUAUGUCUGUGCGCUCAGAGUGGAGAGAUUCUGCUGUGCUGUGUUUGCUGCAGAGCCCAAUUCUUGGCGCGUGGAAGGCAGCUGUGUGAAGAGGUUUACCACAGAGGAAUGGGUCAACAGCUUGAUGGCUGACAAGCCAGGCUCUGGUAGCAUUGGUGCGUGAGUUCACACAUGUCCACUGGACAUGUAUUAGCUGAUGCUCUCAAGGAGCACCUGGAGUCUUCAACAAUGCCAUCCUUUUGCCCUGUUACAGUUGAAGGACUUCAUGGCCACAAGUGGGCCAAGCCUGCAAGUCUCUGUAACUGGAAAGGAUUUCCCAGUGGAGAUCUGCUGCCAACCAACCAUUCCCUCCUGUGGACCUCAACUGAGACAAGGAAAUGCUUUCCAUAAGAUCAGGCUUCAGCCGGGCCAUGAUAGCAUACCCCUUUAAUCCCAUCGGGAGGUAGAGACAGGCAGAUCUUUGAAUUUGAGACCAGCCUGGUCUACAAGAGCUAGUUCCAGGACAGCCUCCAAAGCCACAGAGAAAUUGGCAUCA